AUGCUGUCGCCGUCGCAGGCAGUGUUGAGUGAAUUUCUCGGAUAUUCAUCGAUUGCCUGCUGGCUAGGGGCACAGUUUCCCCAGGUUCUUGAGAAUAUCAGAAGCAAUUCGUGCGAAGGGCUAGCUCUCCCCUUUCUUGCGAAUUGGCUCAUGGGUGACAUCUCCAACUUGGUUGGCUGCAUCCUCACCCAUCAGCUUCCAUUCCAGACUUAUCUGGCCACUUAUUUUGUCUUCGUGGACUGCACCCUUGUUGGCCAAUACAUUUACUACACUAUCCGGAACCCACCUUCACACGUCCGGGCACGCAGUUUAAGCCGUCGGAUGUCCGUCGACAGACCAGCCUCUCGCUACCGCACCUUGUCUGUCGUAGCCACCAGUGUAGCCAAAGCAGCUGCACUAGCUGCGCAACGCGACGACCACACUGGCCUUCCACGAAGUCGAUCGGUGGCGCGCCUACACACCAGCCAGGACGGAUACCCCGAUACUUCACACAGUCGAGUGUCGAGAGAAUCAGACGAUGAAAUAGAUGACUCCACCUUGGCAGCUUUAGCAGAUAGUUUUCACUCCGAAGGUGGCCGUCGUACACGUAUUUCCUGGAGCUCCGAACGACACAGAACUCGAGGUGGUAGCAUUGGCCGAAUACCCUCGCGGGGUGCUCUCCCUGCAACAUUGCAUAUGUCUGUCCCUUCCGAAGUCGCUGAGUCUCUCAUCCGGGGCCGAAGUCUACAGCGAGAGGCAGAGGUGGAUCUAGACCUCUCACAAGAUCCUGAACCUCGACGCAGAAGCUCCCGACGAGGCACCAGCAUGGUGUUCUUCGGUGUCUGGGCUUUGUUCAGUGUGGGUGCACUUGCUGGAAGUGAACGGCAUUUGCCACUUACCAGUACCACUACGAGUCAUAUAGGAAACGUGGUCGCUGCACGGGGGUUCCGUAUUCGUGAUCCUCAAACCUACACACCUUUAAUGGCUUCUGAUGUUCCCACAACGUUCGACCCCGUGCACAUUGAUACUGACGUAUACGUCUCAACCUCUGAGCCGCCAUAUCAUCAGAUCCUCUUUCAGCCGUCUAACGAACGUGUUCUGGGUCGCAUCUUUGCGUGGUUAUGCACCACUUUGUAUCUGACUUCCCGGUUGCCGCAGAUCUGGAAGAACUAUGUCAGGAAAUCUGUUCAGGGUUUAUCGAUGUAUCUUUUUGUUUUCGCUUUCCUCGGGAAUUGUUUUUAUGUUGCAUCUAUCGCCACCUCCCCUAAUGCCAGGCUCCCGCCGCCUGCCUCAACAGACUUUAUCAAAGAGAGUAUACCAUAUCUUUUGGGCAGCGGCGGUACACUCCUUUUCGAUAUCACCAUCGUGAUGCAAUCCUUCGUCUACGCACCAAAGUCACGUCGUAGGAGCUCUUCGGUUAGCAUUGAAGAGGACAGAAGGUUGCUGGAUGGAGAUGCACUAACACAUGUGCGAUAUAAUAGUAAUGAGCUGGGAACGCCACCAGAACGGACUAUGUCGCAGCCAUCAUCCUCUCGAAAGCCUCAUCCAACUCCAGCGAUAUCUGAACCGACCCCAUUCCAGCUGCGCUCGCUCGUACUCGAUUAUCUAUCUCAUCAAUGCUAUACCCGUACCGCGCUUGCCUUCGCGGAGGACAGUUCCGUCCGGCACCUUGACGCAGACGGCGACGAAGUGAUGCAACCGGCUGACGGGAGUUCCAGUCUACCUGAGCUGUCGGGGGAGGCAUGGAAGCAGGCGGACCAACGAGCAGAUAUACGACGACUGCUGCUUUCAGGAAAGGUGGAUGAGGCUACGGAUCUACUCAACACCCGUUUUCCCGCCGUUCUUAACAUACUAGCAGAGUCUACUAAUGUCGAACCGCCAAUGUCGAAUAGCCUGACAUACGUGGCUCCUACCUCUGUCGAUCCCGCCCAUCUUCUUUUGAAUUUGCGCAUACAAGCUUUCAUUGAAUCAUGUAGAACAGUACCUUUGGAGCAUCCUCCCGCCCAAACCGAAUCCCCGCCUCCUAAAUCGCAAAAACGAAGUUCUCAAGCUCUUCAGGAAGACGAUCCCGAAUCCCGCGACCAGCAAACGGCACUGCUGAAGAGUGCUCAAAAGCUGUAUGCCCUGGCGAACCAUCUUCCAUGCAUCGAAGAUCGGGAAAAGUACGUCAAGGAGCUGCAGAAUGUACUUAGCAUUCUUGCAUACAUUGUCCCAGAAGAAAGCUCGGUGGCCAAAUAUCUCAGUCAGGAGAGGCGAGACGCAGUCGCCGAGCAGAUUAACAGCGCAGUACUCUAUAGGACGGGUCUCAACGCUAUAUCACGAGUGGAACUGAUAGUACGGCAGACCUCUACUGUUUGGUCCCUUGCUCGUGACCUGCAUAUUCCGUCGCAUUCGAGUACAAUCCUGCCGCCAGGCGCCAAGGCGUCCUUGGUGUCGAAUAACUCCGACAAGGGCCAGGAGGUAGGAUGCUUUGUCUGUGCUUCUCAAGCUGAUAUGCUCAUGAUCGCGUUACAGCCCGUGCCAGUGUUUGAUCUUUCGCAAUUCUUAGAUUCGAGAGCAUGA
Guyanagaster necrorhizus is the source of this 2541-nucleotide messenger RNA. RefSeq lists its product as uncharacterized. The record is from RefSeq and is a predicted model, not a curated record. Gene Ontology annotation, biological process: basic amino acid transmembrane export from vacuole. Lineage: Eukaryota; Fungi; Basidiomycota; Agaricomycetes; Agaricales; Physalacriaceae. The transcript is spliced from 11 exons. The coding region runs from base 1 to 2541 and encodes 846 amino acids. Gene Ontology annotation, cellular component: fungal-type vacuole membrane. Gene Ontology annotation, molecular function: protein binding; basic amino acid transmembrane transporter activity.